AUGCGCUUCUCAUCUCUCGUUCUGGGCCUCGCCGCCACUGUGUCGGCCAUCGACAUCAGGGGACACGAUCAGGAUGUCUGCAGAGGAGGCUAUGUUGCCUGCGUGAACGUCGAGCCCAACGUUUGCUGCACGUUUAACAACAAGGCGAGCAUUUGGGUGGCUGCCAUCCCGCCGGCGUGGCGCAUCCGUGCCAGGUCCUCCACUGGCGGCGGCUGCACGUACCUCGCGACCGAGGGCGACAACAACGGCACCCAGGACAUCUGCCUGGCGUACACGAGCCGCGGCCUCCGUACCGGCGCCAUGUACUGGUUCCUCAGCCGCAAACGCGCCGAGGACGAGACCUGCCCCGUUGCGCAGCCCGAUGGUGGCAAGUGCGAGGCUAUGGCCAAGCCCAACGUGCUGGGUCUUGCGGACGGCACCGAGUACAACAUUGAGGGCCUGUCUGAUGAGAAGGUUGCGGAGAUGGAAAAGAUCAUGGCGACCGGGGCUGGUGCCGACGCCAUGCCCGCCGAGUUCCAGACCCUUCGCCGCUAG
This is a messenger RNA of Pyricularia grisea, 534 nucleotides long. RefSeq lists its product as uncharacterized. Lineage: Eukaryota; Fungi; Ascomycota; Sordariomycetes; Magnaporthales; Pyriculariaceae. The record is from RefSeq and is a predicted model, not a curated record. The coding region runs from base 1 to 534 and encodes 177 amino acids. The transcript has 3 exons.